UUUACUGUUUGGCAAAUGAAAAUCGGAAAAAGGAAAUGCGCAGUUUGCGAGACUCGAACGGAAAACUGUUUGCCACGGUGUGCAGUACACGGAUCAUCGACCCAUUCGUUUCGUGUGUAACCACCGGAAUCCUUAGAAGCCGGUGAAACACGACGAUGAAAGGCUUGUGGGUGCUGGCAGCUAUUUCCCUGUACUGCGUUGGAGGGGCAGAAAGUACAGGGUCAGCCAGAGGAUGCCAGGCCCAGCCCAACUGCAAAGAGUGCCUGAAGGUCCCAGGCUGUGCCUGGUGCUGGCAGCAGGACUUCCUGAAGGCUGGGGAGCCAAACGAGCGGAGGUGCGACACAGCCGAGGCUCUCAAGGAAAGGAAUUGUGAGAAGGGGUACGUGGUCAACCCACUGUCCCGCGUAGAAGUGCUGAAGAACAUCGACCUGCGGAGUGACUCUGAGAACGUGGUGCAGCUGCAGCCCCAGAGCCUCCACCUCAAGAUCCGUGUCGGAGUCCCAGAGACCUUUGAGGUGUGGUUCAAGAGGGCGGAAGGAUACCCCAUUGACCUGUACUACCUGAUGGACCUGUCCUUCUCCAUGAAGGAUGACCUGGAAAAGAUCAAGAACCUGGGUGAAGAGAUCCUCAAAGCCUUGAAGAUGGUCACACAGAAAGUCAGGAUUGGCUUUGGCUCCUUCGUGGACAAGGUAGCCUUGCCUUACGUCAGCCAGGUGAAGCGCAAGCUGGCCAACCCCUGCCCCAGCCGCAUGGACAGCUGCCAGCCAGCCUUCAGCUUCCACAACGUGCUGCGGCUCACCGACGACGUGGCGGACUUCACCACCCGGGUCAGCAUGCAGAGGAUCUCGGGCAACCUGGACUCUCCCGAGGCUGGCUUUGAUGCCAUGGUGCAAGCGGCAGUCUGCCAGGAGGCUAUCGGCUGGAACAACGUCACCCGCAUCCUGGUCUACACCUCCGAUGACACCUUCCACAUGGCAGGCGAUGGCAGGCUGGCUGGCAUCUACCAGCCCAACGAUGGAAAAUGCCACCUCAACGCAGAUGGGUACUAUGACAAAGCCACUGAAUAUGACUACCCCUCGGUUGGCCGUCUGUCCAGGGCCCUCGCGGCCAACAACAUCCAGCUGAUCUUUGCUGUCACAGAUAAGAGUGUCCCCAGCUAUCAGGCUCUGAGCAAACUCAUCCCCAGGUCAGUGGUGGGAGUGCUGGAGGCUGACUCCAGUAAUGUGGUCCAGCUCAUCUCUGAGGCCUACGGGAACCUGUCAUCCACCAUCUUACUGGAGCACUUAAGUGCCCCUGAAGGACUGAACAUUUCCUACACGUCCAAAUGCAGCAAUGGCGUCCACACGCCGUGGCUGAGGAACGGCGAGUGCAGCAACGUCAAGAUCAACGAGCAGGUGAAUUUCACCGUGAAGGUGACCGCCACCUCCUGCCUGCCUGGGGUAGAAACAUUUGUCAUCAAACCGCAGGGUAUUGGUGAGGCGCUGAAGGUCACCGUGGAAACGCUGUGUGAUUGUAACUGCGGGGAACCAGAAGAACACUCUCCCCACUGUAAUGGCAACGGCACACUCAGCUGUGGAAUUUGCAGCUGUGACGAGGGGCGCCUGGGCCAGCGGUGCAAAUGUGAGAAGCACGGGGACAAGGACAGCGUGGCGGCCAUGGAAGCCCAGUGCCGGCAGACUAACGAGUCCCAGCUGUGCAGCGGGCAGGGGUCCUGCGAGUGCGGCGCCUGCGAGUGCCGCCCACGCCACCGGGGGCAGUACUGCGAGUGCGACGAUGGCGGCUGCCCCCGCCACAACAACCAGCUGUGCGGAGGCCAUGGUGACUGUAACUGCAGCGUGUGCGACUGUCACGCUAACUACAUCGGCGCCGACUGCGGGUGCUCAGUACUCAAGGAUAAGUGCAUGGGGAGAGACGGCAAGGAGUGCAGUCGGCAUGGCCGGUGUGUGUGCAAUCAGUGCGUGUGCUACCAGGGCUUCUUCCAGGAUGACUGCUCCGAGCUCAGGGCACCGUGCAAAACCUUCCUGGAAUGUGCUCUGUGCAGUUUGUCAAGUGAGAAGCCCCAAGGUGAGCAAAACUGCAGCCGUCACUGUGGCUCUGUGAAGCCUCAGAGAGCAGACCAGAACCAGAACUGGGACUUCCCCUGUCAGCAUACCAAGGUGCGCUUCAGAGUGGAUCCAGAGACGGAGGACGGAAGUAUCCGCGUCAUCUAUACCGACCCCCCAGAGCCCAUCGACAUGACAAUGGUGGCCGUCGGCAGCUCAAUUUCAGGGAUCAUCUUGAUCGGGCUGGCCAUCAUCAUCAUCUACCGGCUGCUUCUGGAGGUGUACUAUCGCAGGGAGUACCACAACUUCAUAAACGAACAGAAGAAAUCUCGGUGGAACGUGGACCCCAACCCGCUGUUCCAGGAAGCCACAACCACAGUCUUUAACCCCAUGCACAUUACAGACUGAUGCCUGCUCUUUACCUUCAUGCACAUUAACCCUUUAACUGACUUCUCAACCAUGCGGUAGAGCUGACUUUGACAGUGAAAAACCCUAUGAAAAAAAAAAAAAAUCUGCCCAGCAUCCUGAUUGGUAUGGGGCCCCAACCCCCCUUAAUCAAUUUGCAUAAAGAGUAUCUUUUUUCAACACAACUAUGUGGAGCAGCAGUUCCUGCACUUUCCACACUCUGACAAUGGAGGCAGCACCACAAAUCACUCCCCAAAGAUUAGGGCAUAAAGCAGGAAUUUGGCAGGUAAGGGAUAAACCAUGAUGUUUUUCAGAUAGAAGAGACCUUAAAGAAUAGGAAUAUGAUAUUAAAUAUCAAAAAUGUUAAAAUCCAUUUUGCCAGAAUUUUACAAAAACAUGCUCAACCGUGCGGUUUAUGUCAGUAAAGGGUAGAAAUGAUCAUGAGGCAGGGCAGAUGUUAGCAUAGUAGUUAGUGUGGUAGGAAGAUGUUUGAGUGGAAAAAGUAAACAAAUACAGUUAUAUUAUAUUACUAAAAAACAAUAUUAUCGUAUUAUUAUAUAUUGCCUGGCCAAAAAAAAAAGUCGCAGUUUGGAUUUUUUUGGACAGUGCCCACUGUACAAGCCUCUGGAGAAAGUGUUAUGAUCUGGGGUUGCUUCAGUUUGUCAGGUCUAGGCUCAGCAACAUUAUGCGGCAAUAAAAUUAAGUCAGCUGAGUACCUGAAUGUACUGAAUGACCAGGUUAUCCCAUCAAUGGGUUAUUUCUUCCCUGACGGCACGGGCAUGUUCCAGGACGACAAUGCCAAGAUUCAUCGGGCUCAAAUUGUGAAAGAGUUGUUCUGGGAGCAUGAGGAAUCAUUUUCACACAUGAAUUGGCCACCAUAGAGUCCUGACCUUAACCCCAUUGAAAAUCUUUGAGAUGUGCGGGAGAAGACUUUAUGGAGUGGUUCGACUGUCCCAUUGUCAAUACAAGGUAAUGCAAUUCUGGACGGAAAUAAAUGUUGUGGCAUUUCGAAGGUUGUCGAAACAAUGCCAUGACGAAUGUGCACAAGUUUAAAGUUUUUUAAGUUUUGUUCAUGAGUUUAUACUUAAAAUAAAAUGACGAUGUAUGAAACGGUGCCUGAUUAUAAAGCAGAAAUGCCACACAAUGGAGUAUCUAUACAUGUAUAUAGAUGUUUGUUCCAAAACGUAGUUAAUGAUAUGUUCGAUAUGAAAUAUGUAAUCAAAAUGAAAUCAAUGAUACCUGGAAUGAAUGUUUUUUUACAUACAUAUUUAAACUGUUUUGUUCAUAGAAACAAAAUAGUUUAAACUUAUAAAAUGACAAUUAGUGUCUGAUUUUAAAGCAGAAAUGCCAUAUGAUCCAGUAUAUGUCAAUAUAUACAUAUUUGUGGACCUAGCCAUUGUAAUUGAUGGGACAUUUACAGGCCAAAAACAUGUUGAUGGAGUGUAAAAAAAGCAAUGAACUGUUUUAAGGUUUUAAAGAGAGAUUAAAAUGAUUGUGUUUCAGGAAAAAUGUUCAGAAAUAUAGCAAUUUGUGAAUAGCAUCUUUUACCAUAAACUGGCAUCUCAACUGUACGGUAGAGGUCUAUAAUUUCUAAAAAAAAGGGGUCAAGUUAUGAAACAAACUGUUAGACAUUGUUAUUUGGUGCUCUGGCACCUAUUUCAAUGAGUGACAGAUAAAGGGUUAAAGACUGAGGUGUCAGAGGCCUGUUCUUUAAAAACAACCGUGGUGGUGGAUGCAAGGUGGACGGUUAUCUGCGUUUCCCAUUUUCGGCCACCAGAUGACAGCACUUCAGUUUUUAAUUCUGUCCUUUUACCCCGUUUAAUUGUAUUAUUGUUUUCAAUUAUUCUAUUGUUUUUGGGUUGGCUCGUUUUCCCUUCCCUCUCUGUGGCCUGAUUGUUCAUUGUGCCCUCCUGUGUCUCGUCAGUGUCGUGUCUAUUUAAGUUCCCUUCUUCCAUGACUCAAGUGCUGGGUCCUUUUUGUGUGCGUUUUGGAUUGUUUGCGCGGUUUGCGCGGCUUUGUUUCUGUUGUUUUUGUAUGUAUUAAAAGUAACAUCCUCGGUUUUGUGCUUACCCUUUGGAUUUUGAGUGUUUUUUUGACUCUGCAUUUGGGUCCAUUCCCUCACCCACCCUGACACUAGGUUCUGUUUGUUCAUCAGUGACAAUAUAAAUGCUCAUGCAAAUAUUUCAUAUGGAUUGACUUCAGUCUGAAAAUCACUGCAGGAGCAGUGAUUUCUUUGUAAUUUGCUUUUUCAUGAAAAUUUGGCCUCUUGUAGUUCUUUAAAAAAUUCUGAACAAUGUUUAUAAUGCAGAAAGACUCUGUUUCCCUGGAUUUCUAGUUCUGUGUGAUCACAUUUUCAUGGCAAUUUAUUAUUUCCAUUAUUACGGUAAAUAGCCAUUCAGAUUUGAAAACUUCCCUUUUUCGUAAACAGUGUUUUAAACUUUUCCAUCAUUCUGCGAGGAAUAAAAAUAUGAAAUUGGACCAUUAAAUUUAUAUAUUAAAGUGCUAGAUUUAUUUUUUACGUUUUUCAUAUUAUGAACCAUUUUGCUAAUGACAGAUUAAAUGUUUUUAUGAAUUGUU
Molecule: messenger RNA, 5024 nt
Organism: Anguilla rostrata (American eel)
Lineage: Eukaryota; Metazoa; Chordata; Actinopteri; Anguilliformes; Anguillidae
Gene: itgb7
Product: integrin, beta 7
Exons: 16
Coding region: 156-2450 (764 amino acids)
Biological process (GO): cell adhesion mediated by integrin; cell-matrix adhesion; cell migration
Cellular component (GO): cell surface; focal adhesion; integrin complex
Molecular function (GO): integrin binding
Source: RefSeq, a predicted model, not a curated record